This is a messenger RNA of Ambispora gerdemannii, 825 nucleotides long. The record is from the annotation of a GenBank genome assembly. Lineage: Eukaryota; Fungi; Glomeromycota; Glomeromycetes; Archaeosporales; Ambisporaceae.
AUGGGCGAAACUCCAUCCGCCAAAAAUCGACCCAUAGUCAUAGCCGUUAAACUGUAUGCCAGAGUGUUGGCGGAAAGGCUUUUCAAAGUCGGGGCUAUAAUAGGAAGUAUGGCUCGCAUUAUAUUGAUUGAAAAGAAACAUAAAACAAAAAGGACCAAGAAAAUUGCUGGUAAAGCCACAAAUCUGCUUUUGAGCAAAGGGCUGAAUGGAUUAAUCUCUAACCCCAUUUUACCAAUCAGUAUAGGAACAGAGGAUUUCCUAUCUUUCUUGACUUCGGCGAUUUCUAUCUCAUUUUCUUUCGAGGAAGAGUCGGGAGAAACCUUGACAGUUCCUAAAUUUUUGUCAAAUCAAGGAAUGGACCCCAACACGCUUAUUAAAACAAAGAAAAAGGCGAAAAAUAAAACUAACUUCCUUCUUCAAUUAAAAGUGGGAAUCUUUUCUGACUUAACCUCCUUGACUGGCAGGACAAUUGUGCGAAAUAAGACUCCUUCGGUGCCAGUAAAUUCAUACUUCCAAUCACUCCCACUAUCGUACCACCUCAAAGACAAAUCACUGAGGAAAAAAUGUCAAAUCCCAUGGCUAGCAAGAGGGGAACCAACAAAGGAUAAAAAUGAAGAAAUUCGUCAGCCCAUCAGAAAUUUGAAGCCAAAAGGGAAGCAGCAACAAAAAGCGAAAGCAAUGAUAGAUAAACCAUUUCCAUCAAACGAAAGAGUCGUUUUAGUUGACUCCCAUAUAGCCGGAAAAACCUCAGUUAUUCCGAUUGGAUUCUUGGCUAUUGCUGGAAAUCAUGAGGCUACUAUUAAUGCAACAAAGACAAGUAGAUAG